GGAAGAAGGCGGAGAAGGAGAAAAGGAAGUGUGUGGGAUGUGUGGUUACCCGAAGAAGUGUUAAGAAUUUUGCAAUCGGCCUUAGCAAGGAGGCCUGGGUAAAAGAGGAGCCAGGAGGCACGAGGAAGGGACUCAGGCAGCGCAGCCUGGAUGGGCGGGGCCUAAAAAGUGACGCCACGCCCCACCAGGAGAGUAUUUAUGAACAACCACAGAGAUUUUUGGAGGAACUGACAGUCUAGAGGGGCCAGAACGCCUUGUUCCCAGCGCGUUUCCGCUUCCGCUGGUAUAUUGGCGGUUGAAGCAUCAUGGCAACCGUGACAACCACAACCAAGGUCCCAGAGAUCCGCGACGUGACGAGGAUUGAGCGUAUUGGCGCUCACUCCCACAUCCGGGGGCUGGGGCUAGACGAUGCCUUGGAGCCACGGCAGGUUUCUCAGGGCAUGGUGGGCCAGCUGGCGGCCCGGCGGGCAGCUGGUGUGGUGCUGGAGAUGAUUCGGGAAGGGAAGAUUGCAGGCCGGGCGGUCCUCAUCGCCGGCCAGCCGGGUACCGGGAAGACAGCCAUCGCCAUGGAGGGGCAGACCGGCUCGGGGAGCAGACAGAACUUAUCAAGAUCCUCCGGUGGCAUGGCGCAGGCCCUGGGCCCCGACACCCCGUUCACAGCCAUCGCUGGCAGUGAGAUCUUCUCCCUGGAGAUGAGCAAGACGGAGGCGCUGACACAGGCCUUCCGGCGCUCCAUCGGCGUGCGCAUCAAGGAAGAGACCGAGAUCAUCGAAGGGGAGGUGGUAGAGAUCCAGAUUGAUCGGCCAGCCACGGGGACGGGCUCCAAGGUGGGCAAGCUGACCCUCAAGACCACGGAGAUGGAGACCAUAUAUGACCUGGGCACCAAGAUGAUCGAGUCCCUGACCAAGGACAAGGUCCAGGCUGGGGAUGUGAUCACCAUUGACAAGGCCACGGGCAAGAUCUCCAAGCUGGGACGCUCCUUCACGCGUGCUCGCGACUAUGAUGCCAUGGGUGCCCAGACCAAGUUUGUGCAGUGCCCAGACGGGGAGCUCCAGAAACGCAAGGAGGUGGUGCACACCGUGUCCCUGCACGAGAUCGAUGUCAUCAACUCCCGCACCCAGGGCUUCCUGGCCCUCUUCUCAGGCGACACAGGGGAGAUCAAGUCAGAAGUCCGAGAGCAGAUCAAUGCCAAGGUGGCCGAGUGGCGGGAGGAGGGCAAGGCGGAGAUCAUCCCCGGUGUGCUGUUUAUCGACGAGGUCCACAUGCUGGACAUCGAGAGCUUCUCCUUCCUCAACCGGGCCCUGGAGAGCGACAUGGCGCCAGUCCUCAUCAUGGCCACCAACCGCGGCAUCACCCGGAUCCGGGGCACCAGCUACCAGAGCCCCCACGGCAUCCCCAUUGACCUGCUCGACCGCCUGCUUAUUGUCUCCACCUCUCCCUACAGCGAGAAAGACACAAAGCAGAUCCUGCGCAUCCGGUGUGAGGAAGAAGACGUGGAGAUGAGCGAGGAUGCCUACACGGUGCUGACCCGCAUUGGGCUGGAGACCUCGCUGCGCUACGCCAUCCAGCUCAUCACAGCCGCCAGCCUAGUGUGUCGGAAACGCAAGGGCACCGAGGUGCAGGUAGAUGACAUCAAGCGAGUCUACUCGCUCUUCCUGGACGAGUCGCGCUCCACGCAGUACAUGAAGGAGUACCAGGACGCCUUCCUCUUCAACGAGCUCAAAGGUGAAACCAUGGACACGUCCUGAGCUGAUGUUACCUUCCCCCCUACCUCCCCCGUUUCCUACCAGAGUUCUGACACUGUGACUUUGUAUAAAAUGGUUGUGAAACUGGA
Hippopotamus amphibius kiboko is the source of this 1834-nucleotide messenger RNA. It is a transcript of the gene RUVBL2, whose product is annotated as RuvB like AAA ATPase 2. Gene Ontology annotation, molecular function: DNA helicase activity; ATP hydrolysis activity; ATP binding. NCBI's taxonomy places the organism in Eukaryota, Metazoa, Chordata, Mammalia, Artiodactyla, Hippopotamidae. The transcript is spliced from 16 exons. The record is from RefSeq and is a predicted model, not a curated record. The coding region runs from base 306 to 1748 and encodes 480 amino acids. Gene Ontology annotation, cellular component: R2TP complex; Swr1 complex; NuA4 histone acetyltransferase complex. Gene Ontology annotation, biological process: chromatin remodeling; regulation of transcription by RNA polymerase II; box C/D snoRNP assembly.